Messenger RNA from Gastrolobium bilobum, 1054 nucleotides. RefSeq lists its product as uncharacterized. NCBI's taxonomy places the organism in Eukaryota, Viridiplantae, Streptophyta, Magnoliopsida, Fabales, Fabaceae. The record is from RefSeq and is a predicted model, not a curated record. Bases 405 to 833 code for a protein of 142 amino acids. The transcript is spliced from 2 exons.
CUCUCUCUCCCUCUUCCUUUCCUUUUGUAACAAACAAACAAGGUUCUCUGUGUCUCUCUACAAUCCCUAAAUUCGUUGUGAAUGCUAGAAACCCUAAGCAAUUUCAUGCGCUCCCUUUUGCCGUCGAGGGCGAGCGCUCUUCUCAUCCCUGUUUCCCCUGCAUCUGCUUUCGCAUUCGGUUCUUGCAAGCAAGCCUGGUACUAUCGCUGCCUCGGCGUCGACCCGUGAAGAUUUUGUUCCUCCUCGCGGAAAAAAUCGGACCCGAUUUUGUUCAUUUCUUUGUUUUCCCCCAAAUUCGAUUUUUUUUCGUUCUUGGGUCCCAAGUUUUUUGAUUUGUUUCUUCGGAUCGGCGUGUGUUUUUUGGGUCUCUGUUUUGCGAUUUUAUUUUUGGGGGAUCGUGAACGAUGUUGCUGAACAAGCAGAAGAAGAACCAGAACGCGAAUGCGAGGAGGUUGUUGAUCAGCAUCAAUGUGCUGGGAAGCGCUGGACCGAUUCGGUUCGUGGUGAAUGAGGAGGAGCUUGUGGCGGCGGUCAUCGACACCGCCCUCAAGUCCUAUGCACGUGAGGGAAGGCUUCCCGUACUGGGAACUGAUAUCACCGGUUUCGCCCUUUAUUGCCCUCAUGUUGGAUCUGAUGCUUUGAGUCCGUGGGAUACAAUUGGAUCACAUGGGGCUCGGAAUUUCAUGCUAUGCAAGAAGCCACAAACAUCUACGAGUGCUGCUGCAGAUGUUGAUGGAGCUGGAAGAGGGACUGCACCACUUUCACGAAGGGGGAGUGGGAGCUGGAAGGCUUGGUUCAACAAGUCCCUUAACUUGAAGAUUUCUUCCCAUUGAUCAAUCAGAUUUUGAAUUGUGGGGAAUUGAAUAAUUAUUAUGAGGGAAAUUCCACUUUUAUGUGUUCCUUUGUGGUGGUUUUUUUUUUUUUUUUUUUUUUUUACUGGUCGUUUCUGUUCUCGCUAGCUAGAGAACUCUUUUAGGAAAUUAAACUUCGUUGUUUAGGUUUGAUUUUGAUGAAAUAAAGUUUAGGCUUUGGUUGCUUUCCUUUCCUUCAGCUU